GCCGCGUUCAAAAAUACAACAGGUCCAAUAAAAGGAGGAACAAAUGGCAUAUAGACAACGUAUAUUUACAAAAGACGCACUGGAUGGCAUAUCACGCGCAACCACACACACACACGCAAUCGUAUACAGAAAGUCAAUAACUGCGCGUAGGCGUCGCGCAGAUCUCACGCAGCCCAUCCCUCCCAAUUCCGGGCGUCCUUAGUUCUCUUGUGUUCGUCUUCGACGUCAUUGACCAUUGCCUUACACGCCCCGUUCAGUUGGGUGCUGCCAGACUACGCAUCUUGUAGUAUUCCAGUGAACAGCGUCUAACACGCGCGUAUUUUCCAUUUCAUUAAUUAAUUUUUUUUUUUCCCUUUACUACGUUCACAAAAAAUAAAUAAAUAAAAUAAAAUUAGCAAAGUGAAAUUGCAAUUUCAUUGAGUGUUUAUUUUUAACUGCGCCAACAUGUCGACCACUGUCAAGAGCCGGACACCUACAAAAGAACUGGCUCGUUCCGGCGGAGCGGACGACGACAGCGGUCAGGAAAUGAUGUUCCUCAACGGUAGCGAUACCGUGACGACGUCGUCCGGUGAUAACCAAAGUUUGCGACCUAUUCCAAGAGCAUUAGCGGCUGAGGCCGGACCGUCGCGAUCCCAUCCACCCGUUGCGGUAGGAUUGCCGAAGAGCGUGGUCAACGACGCCGUGCUCCAAGUGGCCGAAUCGCUACCCGAGCGUCAAAAAUGGGAUAACAAAUUACAAUUCAUGUUGAGCGCUAUUGGAUAUUCCGUCGGAUUGGGCAACGUUUGGCGUUUUCCUUAUCUCGUCCAGCAAAACGGAGGCGGAGCUUUUUUGAUCCCGUUCUUCGUCAUGCUCCUACUGGAAGGUAUUCCGCUCUUCCUGGUCGAAUUGGCGCUCGGACAGAAAUUGCGUCAAGGUUCGCUCGGCGUUUGGAAUAUCAUCCAUCCGUGGCUGGGCGGUUUAGGUAUCGCUUCCACCUUGGUGGCCUUUCUCGUUGGCCUCUACUACAACGUCAUCAUCACCUGGUGUUUUUACUACCUGUUCAACUCCUUCCAGUCUCCGCUACCUUGGUCAACGUGUCCACUUGAUUCGAAUGGAACGGCUGUUAAAGAAUGCACGGCGGCCACUGAGACGGCCUAUUUCUGGUACCGGACUGCGCUGGACAUUUCACCGAGUGUCGAUCAACCAGAAGGCAUCAAAUGGUGGAUGGCUCUGUGUCUCUUGUUGUCUUGGAUCAUCGUCUAUUUCAUCACGAUGCGAGGCAUCCAAUCUUCCGGAAAAGUCGUCUACUUUACAGCCCUCUUCCCCUACGCUGUUCUCACGAUUUUCUUCAUUCGGGGCAUCACACUCAAGGGAGCCGGAGCCGGAUUAGCCCACAUGCUACAGCCUCAAAUGCAUAAAUUACUGGACCCGACCGUUUGGCUGGACGCGGCAACCCAGGUCUUCUAUUCGUUCAACAUUGGAUUUGGUUCGCUGAUCGCGUUCGGCAGUUACAAUCCGCCGAGAAACAAUUGCGUCAAAGAUACUCUCAUCCUGUCUGUUUGCAACGCAGCCACAGCCAUUUACGCCAGUAUCGUCAUCUUCGCCAUUCUUGGAUUCAAAGCUGUUCGCUCGUACGACCUGUGCGUUCAACACGACAAAGGAUUGAUUGGCGAAAGAUUCCCCGGUCUCGUAGUCAAUGGCAGCCUCUCAGAUGAAGCAUAUGCAAAUUUCCUGGAAUUCCGCGAAGAAUCGAAAGAUUUGGGAUUGCGAGGCUGUAAUUUGGAAGCCAUCAUGAACGAGUCGGUAGAGGGAACGGGCCUGGUUUUCAUCGUCUUCACGCAAGCCAUCGUCGAAUUACCGGCGGCUCCCUUUUGGGCCAUCCUCUUCUUUCUGAUGCUAUUGGCUCUUGGUGUUGGUUCGCAGAUCGGCACUCUCGAAGGUGUCAUCAGCACCGUCUUCGACAUUCAAAUAGUCCGAGGGGCCCGCAAAGAAGCCGUUUCCGCCGCUGUGUGCAUCAUUAGUUACCUGAUCGGCCUACUGUUCGUGACGGGAUCGGGAGAAUAUUGGGUCAAGAUCUUUGACUCGUUUGCUGGAACGACUGGCUUGAUUUUUAUCGCGCUGCUCGAAUCGAUUGCCGUCAUGUACAUCUACGGUCAUCGAAAAUUCUCGCAAGAUAUCCUGCAGAUGACGGGCCACAUGCCUGGACCUUAUUGGCAAAUUACUUGGCGUUUUGUUGGUCCCGUAUUGAUCAGCGUCUUGCUGGUGGCAUCCAUCAUUUAUCGUUCGUUCGACAAACCGGCCUACUAUGCCUGGAAUGCCGAUGAGGGUAAGAGCUUGUUGACGCCCUAUCCACAAUGGGUGUUGAUCGUUGGCGGUUUGCUGGCCACCCUGUCGGUCUUGCCCAUUCCCGUUGUUUUCCUGCUGCGGCGCUUCCAAUUCCAUCGGCUCGAUACGGAUAUUAACAAGGGCGUCAUACGGCGAAACGAGACCACCAUUUCUACCAAACAAAUGAUGACUGAUGUCGACGAGUACGGAGACAACGCCAUUGAAGAGGAAGACGAAGAAGAGGCUUUGGGUCGCUUGGAAAUGACGACGUCCAAUCGGACAUUUACCAUUGGCCAUCGAGAUGAACACUGAAAUGAUUGGUGAUGAAUCACGAAAUUCGCUUGUCGAUAUAUUCUUUUAACUAAGGCGGUCUUGGGUUAUAUAUUGAAAUUUCAGUUGGGUGAUUGAUCUUCUUUCGUUUGUGACGAGACAAUGAAGACAAAUAGUUUUUUACGAGUAAGAGGGGUUGGGGGGGAAGGGUUGAUAAAAAUGAGUGUAGAUUGUUUGUAAGAUCCAAUUGGUUAAUAACGUCCAUGCCUAGAUUUCAAAUGAAAACAGAGAUGUGAGUAAUAGUUGAUGAUCUCAUAACUUGAUAAGCUUUCAAGAAUGUCGCAAACUGCUGAGCAGCUAAGGAAGAAAACUUUUGGAAGAGAAGCGGCGCCGUGCGCCGAGCGUGAAAACUUAUGAGUUUCCAUUAAAUUAAUGGAGAAAGGAAAAGACAAAAAAAUAUAACGAAUUAAAAAAAAAAAAAAAAAUCUUUUUAAAAAAUCCAAGACCAUUUCAUUUUCUGCAAAGCCAGACGCAAACACUUAUCGCUAAGGACAAAUGAAUUAUCUAUCAGAUAUUUUAUAAAUUUUUUUUUUUGGUUCGUCUCAACUUUCGAAUAUUUAAGAAUAAGAUGCAAUAGUUUUAUAUGUUAAUAGUUUCUUUGUCUUCAAAAUGUAUGGACACAUAUACACACAAGAGACAGCAUAUAAAGAGCACAUUCCUUUACAUAUUUACAUCCAUCUUCUAAGUGCUGGCUCUGGGAAGUUUACGUGUACUUUUUUUUUUUUUGGCAAGUUUAGGCAACAAAAAAAAAUGACCAAAGGAAAUGGGAAAC
Messenger RNA from Daphnia magna, 3406 nucleotides. RefSeq names its product sodium- and chloride-dependent transporter XTRP3. The transcript has 11 exons. Lineage: Eukaryota; Metazoa; Arthropoda; Branchiopoda; Diplostraca; Daphniidae. Gene Ontology annotation, biological process: sodium ion transmembrane transport. Bases 445 to 2616 code for a protein of 723 amino acids. The record is from RefSeq and is a predicted model, not a curated record. Gene Ontology annotation, cellular component: membrane.